Molecule: messenger RNA, 5882 nt
Organism: Lineus longissimus
Lineage: Eukaryota; Metazoa; Nemertea; Pilidiophora; Heteronemertea; Lineidae
Product: growth/differentiation factor 8-like
Exons: 3
Coding region: 51-1346 (431 amino acids)
Cellular component (GO): extracellular region
Molecular function (GO): growth factor activity; cytokine activity
Source: RefSeq, a predicted model, not a curated record
UCAGGAAGGUGAAUUGGCCUGCAUUAGAGUAAGACUCUACCACAUUCACGAUGGAUCAGACGAACAAGUUUCUAUUAACUUUUAUCGCAUUCUCAUUGCUGUUGCAGCUUUCCGCUGCGGCAUCUUUGAAAACAAAGCGUGAUUUGUUCUCUUUCUUUGACUUGCCGGAAUCGGAACCACGGCCGUAUCAGCCGGUAGAUUCUUCAAGGGAGGAUUUUCCUGCACGUUCGACGGGCCCCGUGAAUGACGAAUUCGGCGAGGCGAUAGAUGCAGAGGUCGCAAAUCCAAAUCAACAAAACCUAGGCUUAGGUCUCAAUCUACCGACCCAAUCAAAAGCUAUAAAAGAGGACUUAGACAGAAUUCGACUGGAGAUUAUCAAGCAUCAGAUUUUGAGUAAACUACGGAUGACGAACCGACCUAACACCACAUUCCCAAAGGUUCGGCUGCCGACGCCCCUGGAGGAAAGCGAGUUCGAGCCGCAUUAUCAGGCGACAAGCUCAAAACAUGGUAGGGAGAUCGAGGACGAGGAUUACUACGGCAAGACGACACAAGUCAUCAUAUUUGCUAACGAAGUUUCAGGCAACUGCUACAACGCUCUGAACAAACCCAUCGGAUGUUUCCAUUUCGACCUUAAGGACAAGUUAGCCGGGAAGCACAUCAGUUCGGCGAAGCUCUGGCUUUACAAGCUGAGGGACCCCGGCGAUAUGCACAACCAGACAAUCGAAGUAUCGGAAGUAACCAACCCUAACAGCAGCACAAAGAAAUCGGGACGAUCCAUCGGCACCACCGACACGCAUCUCAAACGCGGAUGGAUGCAAUUCGACUUUAAAAGCACCAUCUAUCGGUGGAUACAGAGACCGACGAGGAAUAGGGGCAUUGAAGUUUUGUGCAAAACGUGUCGAAUGGACAGUGAAUAUAGCCCAGUUGAUACAGAAGGGCAGUACCGACCCUUUAUUGUUGUAGACACUGAGAACAAGUCAAAACGACGAGUGAAGCGCAGUGUGGACUGUACUCCAUCAAGUACUGUUUGCUGCAGAGAACAAUUUUAUGUGUCAUUUGAGCAACUAGGUUGGAAAGAUUGGGUGAUACGGCCGACUGGCUACUAUGCUAAUUACUGUAAAGGAUCUUGCGCUGAACCAACUGGCCUGACGCAUUUCCAUCACACGACCAUGAUGCACGGAGUUGGUGUAUCAGGCACUGUAGACCCCUCCGUAAAGGCGGACCUUACCCCAUGCUGCUCCCCGAAAAAGAUGUCCAGUCUUUCACUUCUUUACUACCACGGCGACAACUACAUAUUACAGAAGAACAUACCCAACAUGAUCGUUGAAAGCUGCGAGUGUUCGUAAAGGGAAGAAAGAAUAUCUUGGCUGUUGAAAUCUCAUGCCCGAGUUCCGGGCGGUUUGAAGCCCGCCGCGUGGAACACUGCUGUUGGUCGAGGCACUUUACGUGCAGUGACGUCACACUAGGCUGAAAGCCUUGUCGCACAAUAACAAUACAACUCCGAUGAAAUAACUACCAUAUGCUUUUCAUAUUGUGAUAUAAAUGAGGACAAAAUGAGACUUUAAUAUUAACUUAUUUGAUGAAUGCGUUAUUGUUAAGUUCUAAGUUUUGGUUGAACUAUCCGUUGACAUAAAGAUAUUUCAGGAAAUCCGAGCUGCAUUGCGUUUGGCUAGACUUCUCUGUAAAUCUUUGGUACGGAGUAAUGACGCAAUGAUGAAAAGACAAUCUUUUCUGGUUCACUUUAUCUACCAGUUUUCCAGAAGUCUACCUACAACGUGGCAUGCAUGCCUCGGUUUCGUAUUGUGUGCAGAGGUGACAGCCUCGUUUUCAAACACUGCCAUUUGCUUGACCUUGCACUGCCAGAAAGUAAAGAAUGUUGGAUAUGCUAUGAUGUAUUAUGGUUCGUUGAUGAAGAAAGGGUUCAUAGGUCAUAAUGAUCACGUGACCAUUAUGGGUUCUUGCACGUGACAAACACGGGAGGUCAAACGCUCCAUGAAGAAAAAGUCGGUUUUUCAUAUUUUUUGUGCAUAAUAUAUUUAUUGUAUGUAUUUAUUUUUACGUCCAACUUUUUUCAAAAAAGAUAAUUUAUUAAUUUAUAGUGCAACAUAGUUGAUGAAUUAGUACAUCGCCUGCUAUUUAUUCUACCAAACGAUUAGGUUGGAGUAAAACCUAAGAGCAAUGUUUGGAUAUAAUUCCUGUUACAAACUUGGUUCAUUGCUUGUUUAGUUUAUUUUGGAUAUCGAAUGUGAAUACCUGAUCAUAAUUUUUGACAACAUGAUUACUCGAUUAGUAAGGUAUUGUAGAAUAUGGAUGUCUAAGGGUAUUUUUCACUUAAAACUUGCGAGAAGCAUUUUAUAUUGGUUCAUACCAUAAAAUCAUGUCUCUGUAUAUAUCGGGUAGCCAUAGAAAACGUUGUCAUGUCCAAUGGCUCAGAACUUGAUACAUGCAAUAUUGGUCGCUGAUAUUUAGUACAUACUUAGAUAUAAGAUAUUUCUAUCAUUCAUAAGACAACAUAUUCUCCUCAAUACUUUAUUAAGUGUAUGAUUUUUGCCAGGCAAUUAUAAAUGGGGCCUACUCAUAUUGCCUUAAUCGUCGUAAUCAUAGCUGGGUGUUAAAGAUAAAAUUAAUUUUGAAAAAAUGUGUUAAACUCUUAAAUAUAACAAGCAAUGUGGUAUUUUUUUGAUUGGGCUAUUUACAGACACGGUGCACUCCUGAAAAUCAAGCUUUUAGCUUUUGAACCUUGCAAAGAUGCAACUCGUUGAGUAUUUUCUUAAAACUCUAAACGUAUUGAGGGGUUCCGUUUUUACCGUGCCAACGAAACGUUCUUAGAGGGUUUUUUUUUUCUUCAAAACUCAUUAUUUGUUGAGUAUAUCAUUCUAUGAGUGUUGGAUAGCUUGAAUAUGGGAAAUGCUAUCGCUUGUGUAGUCAAACAUGAAGAGGGUGCUAACCCAAGACCUUAAUUUCACAAAAGAUUCUUUUCUUUUUCCCUCUUUUGAAAAAAAACCCGCAUCUCUUUCUGAAAUAUUUUUGGCUUUGAAUCUUGUACCACACGUAGAUUUGCAGACUUCUUGCAAAUUUCAGUCACUAGUGAGAUAUUAGUUGUGAGAUAGUCUUUGUAACAGUUUCGUACUCUCUAAUAUUAAUGAAUAUUUCAACAAAGUGUUGCGAGACUUUAUUGAAUAUUUAAAUAUUUAUCAGUACAAUUUUAUUGUAAUAUCAUAAGGAAAAUAGAAGAUAAGCAUUUUCUACGAUCUAAAUGAUAAUUAGACUUGUGUUUAUUAGAUACCACUGUUACUAUACACUAUUGAUGUAUUGAUGUAUUGUUUCCAAAGGCGAAUAUCCUAGAUUAUGCGGAUGUAUCGCCAUCUGAUAUGAAUCAUCUAAUGUAACCGUAAACCAAGUUAGUGCAUCACGGCUGUAUUUCUUUGGUUCCUUACGACAUGAAGACAUGCAUGCAGAUCGGUCCAAAACUAAAGGUUAACCACUGAACUUUUACUUUUCAUUUUAUCACAAUUAAGCGUAGGGUCUACUCUAGAGUUGACAAUAUGUUCACUUCUGAUCAUCGACAAUGUCAUUUGCAUUUCUGUGGGGGGUCAUAAGUAAUGCAAUGCUUCUAAAUAGUGUUGCUGCUUAUGAAUGUCUCAUGUACGAAGGAGUUGUUUGUGAUUACUUGAAACAAUUUUACACCAAGAAAUACUACUUUGGUGGUAAGAAUGUGGCCUGAGUAAAUCUUGUGGACUAUUCCGUCGGUUAUCUUUGCCUCUAAGUUCAGUUUCUUGUUUUGGGGAGGGGAGGGGUGGAUUCUGAAAACGCGAUUGAUUGAUGCAUCCCAUUCAACCGCUAUCAUCGUCAUUCUAUUUAAGUUUCAUAAAACCAUAAGAAGAACGAGGGCAUUAGGUAUCUACGUUUAGGUAAAGUCACUGGUACAUUUAUUACCCAGGUACAGUUAAAGGCCCUACGGUGGCAGACGUAUAAGUUAAGGCCGGGUCUAUUUGGCAAGCCGCUCGCCGAACAGGCAUCUUUUUUUGUCCUGUUUGGAGAGCCGCUUGCCAAACAGCACUAAAAAGCCACCUGGGCUUGCCAAACAGGGCAAAAAUACUACCCUCUUUGGCGAGCCGGAGAGGUUACAACAUGUUGGCCAAUCAGAGAGCAGUGACGUCAUAUUCGAAUUUAUAUGCGCAUAUUUAACAAUGGCCGACUUCCCGCUCUCGAUUCAAUUUCUGUUACUAAACUCGGGUUUUGGUCAAUAAUCCAUGAAGAAGCAUGUACAUGUACAUGACUGUAUGGAUCUACAAAAAAAUCAUAAACGUGAUUUAACUGAUAAGCAUGUUAAAUGCAUUAGUGUGCAUUUCUAAAGGCGUUUCACUGUAACUCCAGUGUUGCUGACCGUGUUGCCACGAAUGAUAAUGAGCUCCUGGAUGGUUGAAUAUGAAUGAGUUCGGCUCUCCAUCUAGGGCAGAAAAAAGGCGCUGUUUGGUGAGCCGGGCUUGCCAAAUAGUCACUUCCAUAAUUUAAUAGAGGCUAUAAAUGUAUUCGGGCAAUAAGCGUAUCAACUUACCGAACGGAUUAGUUUACAAUGUAGUAGUUGGUAGCCAUUGUAAAAUGUAGCAUUAGAUUUAACAUCUAUCAGGGUUUGUUGAAUAUUUAACACCUAGAAAAGUUGUCCCUCUGCUCCAUGACACCUGACAAUGUACCUUUAAGUGCAUGGGAAAUUAAGUGCAUGUAUCUUGAAUUUUCUAGGGUAAUAUUCACACUGUGCUCCUUUCAAAAUGAGUAAUUCUUGAUUCUGCAAAAUUACUGCAACAUAUUUCAAUUGUUUUGCCAAAAUUUGUUUGCCUGGAAAAUUUGGAUUGACAUGUACAAGACAAAAAGUGCACUUCACGGCAUCUUUAGAGUAAGGCAUGCUGUGGUUUAAUUUUUUACUUUUAAACUGCGAAGGAAAAUGCCACCCCCACUUCAAAUGAGCCACAAUGAUCAAAUAUGCAUAUUGUAGGUGAUUUUGAUAAUAACACUUGCAUGAAUUUUUUUUUAAUCUUAGACUGAUAAACUAAAUGGAAUGAUUUUAGUGUCCCGAGUAUCGGUGACCCGUCAAAUAUUGUCAGUGAUCCAAAGGCUGAAUUUUAACUGUCACCUAUUCAAAAACCUAAACAGUAUCAUGCCAUGGCAAUCAUGUCAAACCUGUCGGGGUUAUGUUCCAGGUCAAAGAAUUUAAGUACAUGUACGUGUAAUUAGUUUCCCAAAGCAAAGAAUGCAGACAUCAAAUGCCGACUGCUUUAGGGAAGCCCCUGGAGCAUUUGAGAGACAAUGGUGUUGUCUUAGUCAAGCAGAGGUAACUGUCACCUUAUACAUGUUACACUUUUUAUGUGAUAUUGUUGCAUGCUAUUUUCAAAUGCAGGGAUAAUGAGUCAGUAGAUGUGUAAGAAUUUGACGCAGUAACUUAGUUUUAAGACUUUGUUCACUAAUGUCAUAUGCCGUCAUCUAAUUAUUUUUACUAUUGCCUACUUACACUUAGCCAAUUAUCAGUGGUAUUGGUCUAUGUCAUUUCAACAAACUUUCAUUUUGUCGAGGAAUUAUAAAAAUAAUCUAGUGUAAAAUGUUAGUGCAUUUUUGUUGGGGUCUCAUGUGGGUUGCUAUUUAUUACAUGGAACACAGUGUGCUACUCCUAAGUCUUUCCAUGCCAUUAGUACGUGGUGUCUCAACUUUGUAUCAGAGCGUGUAACAGUAUACAGAAUCAUCUGGAACAUUCUUUAGACACCAUUGUAAAACCAAGUGUGAUAAACGUUCAAAUUGUGUUGUUGUCAUUUUCCUGUUUAUGUGAUCGAUAUGUCCUUGUACUGAAACAGUAGAAAGUUUCAACAAUAAAACUCAAAUAAAUUAUCAAA